Molecule: messenger RNA, 792 nt
Organism: Cylicocyclus nassatus
Lineage: Eukaryota; Metazoa; Nematoda; Chromadorea; Rhabditida; Strongylidae
Source: the annotation of a GenBank genome assembly
UUUAGGUAAUAAUGUCCGCCGAUCUUACGUGGCAGAUCAUCCGCAAUAAUAGCUGCUUCCUCCGCCGCCAAAAAGGAAUUCAAAAACACUUCUCUGUUGAGCCGUUUAACCUCCGUGGCCUGAACAGUAAACGUUUCAAUGGCCUGAUUAGCAAGAAGGCUAUGGAUAUCGCUCCUGCCAAAGAUGGAAAGGGAGUCGUCAUCUCAUUGAAGGUUCCAGGUAAGGCUGGACGCCCAGCUAAGAGUAUCAGCACUGUCUCACUUCGCAACCGUGACAAAAUGUUGAGGUCCGUGAAGGCUAUCGCUAAAAGCCAGGGUCUCACACCAUAUUACAAGCUCGCUCAGAGGCGUGCAGCCGCUAUUGUUCGUUCUCAGCAGCCCAAAACGAAGAAGCACGCCAAGAAGAUUGAGGCGUAAACGUUGUUGUUAUGUUUGUGUUCUAUAAAUAAGUUUUUGUUCCCUAUGUGCACUCUUUCAAGCUACACUUAUGUUUUCUACAGGUAAUGCGUAAGAUGGAGUACCUAAAUAGCCUGUUUUGAACUUUGUUCUAUUUUUAGCACAGAGUAAUGAAUAUAAUGUUUAAAGAUUUAUUGUAGCUUAGUUCGCUGAUAUCACGAUGUUCAAUUUGAGUGUCAUAUUAUUUGGCUUAGACACAAGUUUGUUGGUGAGUUAGUAAAAAAUUGGGUAUUUAUGACAGUUGUAUGGUGUGACUGCUGAAAGGAGUGGGCUCGCAUUUUUGAGUUAAAGCAGUUUUGUUGAUUGAAUUGAAGAAUCAUUGGAAUGUUUUGAGGAC